CCUAAGAGCCAAAUCCGCUACCGAACCACGCAUGCGCACUGGACUUAACGUCAAGCAAUCAAUAUUCAGGGUAGUGCUACGUCGCCAGCAGACAUCAACAAACCGCUUAAAAUGUUGCCGAUUUUAUUAUUCUUCCUCUUUUUACGUGGAUUAAAUUGUGAACCUGAAACGGUUCGGGAAAACUUCGACUACUUCAGUUAUGGACCUGAAGAUGAUCUUUUGAAGAGUUUAAAUUUACAUUUGCCUAAGGAAGAAAUAGUGCUGAGACCGCAAGAAGUAAAGGAUUGGCCCCAACAGUCUCUGAACGUGGGUCAGAUUACAGCGGUUUCUAUCAACUCUCUGGGACAGCCGGUCAUAUUCCAUAGAGCUGAAAGAAUAUGGGACGAAAGCACAUUCAACGAGUCCAACGUAUACCAGAACCUGGACAAAGGACCGAUAGUAGAGGACACUAUCCUGGUUUUGGACCCGCAUACCGGCUCCGUCCUCCAUAGUUGGGGAGCCAAUGCGUUUUACAUGCCUCAUGGCCUAACAGUCGACCAUCACGACAACGUCUGGGUCACGGAUGUGGCUAAACAUCAAGUUUUUAAGUACACCCCGCUGAACCACAAAUACCCGACGCUGACGAUCGGCGAAGCCUUCACAGCGGGCUACCCCUACCGUCGCAGGGUCCUCCUCUGCAUGCCCACGUCAGUCGCCGUCGCCACGACCGGAGAAAUCUUCGUCGCUGACGGCUAUUGCAACAACCAGAUCCUCAAGUUCAACGCAGCUGGAAAACUCCUACUUGAAAUCCCGAUGUAUUCCGAUACGCUGACCUUGAAUCUUCCGCACAGUGUUACUCUGUUGGAACAUCUUGAUAUGGUCUGUGUUGCUGAUAGGGAGAACAUGAGAAUCGUCUGCCCGAAAGCUGGUCUCAAGAGUUACAUCAAAAUGUUGGAUCCAGCUACGAUUAUUGAGGAUCCGACUUUAGGCAGAGUUUUCGCUGUCGCGUCUCAUGGAGAUACGAUUUACGCUGUGAAUGGACCGACAGCGCAGAAUAUUGCAGUGAGAGGAUUUACCGUAAAUGCUAUGACUGGGAACAUUCUGGAUACUUGGGAACCUACUGCGGGAUUCACCAACCCCCACUCUCUCGCCGUGACCAGAAACGGAUCCCAUCUUUACGUCACGGAAAUCGGACCCAACAAAAUAUGGAAAUUCGAGCUGACCGACGUAUUCGACAAGUAGGAAAAUUUCGUUCCAAUCACGCAACACACUUCGCCAUAUUUGCUGAAACCAUAAUGCUACAUCUAUAAUAACAUUUUGUAGGUAUGAUCGAAGGAGAUGCUCUUAUGGAAAUUUUAGUAGGAGUAGCAGAGAAAACGCUAUUAUUUUUGCCCUAACCAUAGUAUCACUAUUCCUUUCUAGCUAUACUUUAAAAAAGUUAAGUGACUUUUUUUUGUUGCCCACCAAUGUUUUGGCGGGUAACAUUGAACCCGGCCAAAUUAAGUAGGUCGAUUUUGGUAUGUUGUCAGGAAUGUUCAACGUGUUUUUAAUUUCAAUUUAUUACGUAUGUUUAUCUCAUGACCGCACUAAAUCUGUGGCUGAAAGAGAGUGUAGUCAUAUUUGUGCAAAUAGAGCGAAGUUUGUUGAGAACAUUACAUUAUUUAACGAAAUAAAUAUACCCAGAAUGUUAUGAUGAAAAGUGCGAAUAAGAUUCGCUUAUUAACCUAAGUGAGAUGGCAACAAUGUUACUUUAUUGAGUGUGCUAAGACAGAAAUCUAGGUAAAUAUUUUAAUUUGUUAAGCUAUUCCUUUAUGGAACUAAAUGCUACGAAACUCCAAAAACCUAAGGCUAUUUAGUUCCUAAAACCCCCGUUUAUCAGUAUUAUAAUAUAACUGUUACUAAAUAGAAUAUAAUGCUUGGAUCUUUGACUUCUUGUAGUGUUAUUGUGUUGGAAAUAUCCUGCCAUAUGCCUAGAUACUCUAGAUAGCCACCAUUAAGGCGUCCGCUGGUUAACGGGUAAACGGAGCGAGUGAGCGGGUUAGUGAAAAUGAAAAAUAGCAUGAGAUUAUUAUCUAAGGGUCUACCACGAACCACGUUCGACGCCUUUCUGUCACACUGAAAUGCGACGGAGUGGCAUGUUAAACGUGGUUCGUAGUAGGCCCCCUGACGCGGACGCGUACGGUGGACAUUCCUGAAUAACCUAACCACAAAAUUAAAAUUUUGAAAAAAAUCCCCGUGAUAGUGGACCGAUUUUCAUGAAACAUGGAUAAGAACACUACCAUUUAAUUCAGCUUUAAAAAAAAACUAAAUCGUUACAUACGUUCGGGAUGUACGUCUUUUUUUUACGUCGGGGUUUAAAAAAACACUCCGCAUCCCGCUCCGGACAUGCGCACUAUCCAGCUGACGCUCAUUUACUUACCUAUUUGUAGAAGAUAUAUCGCGUUUGAACUAGGUUCUACGCUAUACGCACAGAGUUCGAUAUAUUUAGAGUAUUUUAUAAAGUCUUCGCAUAGAUUAAGAGUUCCUUGGGAACAUUUUUUUCCACAACUAUACACUCUUUAGCUUCUGUAGUUUCUGUAACUUUUCUAUAGCCUAUUUCUUCUAGAAUUCUUGUUAGGAAUAAGCUUACAGCAAACUAUAUAAGCAGCCAUUUUGAAAAGAAAUACUCAACAAGGUAUAGAGCUAUAAACAGGUGCUAUAAAUUUGUUAUAAAAUUAUUCUCCAGUUUGCAUUAGUCAGACCCUUUAGCACAAGUUGCCUUCUCGCGCGCGAGUCCAUAUAUCAAGCGCGACUUCAAGUAUAGAGUAGACUCGCGCGCGACAAGCAAGUUGAUUUAGAGGGUCAGGUCAAAUUGUAAUUCAAGCAUUCUAGGCCUAUGUUUUAGGCUCAGCUAGUUAUGAUAUAAAUUUUAGUCCCCCAUGAGUAGAGCGGCACUCAAACUCAUAUAAAAAUUGUUUUACGAAGCAGAUUGAUACCUAUGCGACAUUGAGCUGAGUCAUACGACUUCACUUAGAUAACUUGAAGUUGAGUCACACAACACUUCAGUAACUACCCUUUAUUAUACUGUGCUCAAUAUUUGAUUUUAAAAGUCAAUUAAUCUUGUAUUAUCGAACUAAAAUAGAUUGUCAUUCGCCUUUUAUUCCUCGUAUUUAUUUAGGUAACUAGCCUUGACUGCGACUAAAUGUGAUGUCGAUAUACACCGUGUUUUUUUAUUUUCCGUUAAAUUCGACACGUCGUUAGGUUCAUUAUCAGGAACCAUCCUGUAUAUCACUUAUAGUUAAAUUCGCAAAAAACAUUUUUGCAUCGUUUUC
Leguminivora glycinivorella is the source of this 3290-nucleotide messenger RNA. RefSeq names its product peptidyl-alpha-hydroxyglycine alpha-amidating lyase 2-like. The transcript is spliced from 5 exons. The record is from RefSeq and is a predicted model, not a curated record. Bases 112 to 1221 code for a protein of 369 amino acids. Gene Ontology annotation, molecular function: catalytic activity; protein binding. Gene Ontology annotation, cellular component: membrane; extracellular region. Lineage: Eukaryota; Metazoa; Arthropoda; Insecta; Lepidoptera; Tortricidae. Gene Ontology annotation, biological process: peptide metabolic process.